Haemonchus placei is the source of this 288-nucleotide messenger RNA. NCBI's taxonomy places the organism in Eukaryota, Metazoa, Nematoda, Chromadorea, Rhabditida, Trichostrongylidae. The record is from the annotation of a GenBank genome assembly.
AUGCCGUCCAUGAUAAGUUUACGUGGACCGUUAGACGCAUUACUGGAAAAGGACGUAAAGUGGAAGUGGACGUCUAUGCAACAAGAUGCAUUUGAGAACUUGAAAUCAGCACUGUCCAGCGAUCUAAACAUUGCUCACUACGACCCCAAGAAGAAGAUCGUUAUAACCGCAGAUGCAUGGGAGUACGGAAUUGUAUGCGUGAUCUCGCACAGAUAUGCUAAUGGUACUGAAAAACCGACAGCCAACGCUUCUCGUUCGCUUUCUGAUGCGGAAAGGAACUAUUCAUAA